Messenger RNA from Suillus plorans, 306 nucleotides. RefSeq lists its product as uncharacterized. The record is from RefSeq and is a predicted model, not a curated record. The transcript has a single exon. The annotation marks the transcript as partial. NCBI's taxonomy places the organism in Eukaryota, Fungi, Basidiomycota, Agaricomycetes, Boletales, Suillaceae.
AAAUGGGUAGAUGACUUCUUAGUUAUCAGACUCCCACAUCAGUCGUGGACCGAGGCAGAAUUCAUAGCACUAACAAGUUACUGCAGCAUUCCAUGGAGUCUCAAGAAGCUGCACUGUUUUGCAGUGAUUCAGAGAAAUAUCGCUUUCGACUGGGAUCUCGACUGCAAGCUUGUCUCGCUCCCAGAGGAGAAGCUCCUCAAAGUGCAGCAGUUAAUCAGCAGCUGGCAAGCUGCAGGUGCAUCCUUCAUGGCGAAGGAGGUAGCUGGCCUCCACAGCAAGCUAGUGCAUGUUGCAUGUAUUUUCCCC